AUGUCCAUUGCCGGAGAUGUUGGACAUAUUGGAGCAGUGGAGCCUUUCUUUCAUGCCCAGCUUCCCAGUCGAGGUGCAGCAUCCUCGCAGGAGUGGGAAAGGCCAGCGAAGAAAGACUGGAAUAGGCCUGUGCGGCCUGGAUCUUUAGAAGCGCGCUUGGUUGUGAAGCAGGGGGCUGGCGUCUCGCUAUUGUGGUGCACAGGGGAAGGCUAUCGUGUUCAAGAGAUAGAGGAGUUUCCAGGUCAGCCAGAAUUGCGCGUGGGUGAUAUCAUCCGCACCAUAGGUGGUUGGACACUGACAGAUGCUGGCAGUGUAGAAGAAGCAGAGCGCCGCUUCGCCGCGUCGUUCCGAGACAGUGCUCUCUUGGAGGCUGCGAAUGGUGAAUGGCUGGAAGAUUUCGCUGCGAUGUAA
Messenger RNA from Cladocopium goreaui, 411 nucleotides. The record is from the annotation of a GenBank genome assembly. NCBI's taxonomy places the organism in Eukaryota, Dinophyceae, Suessiales, Symbiodiniaceae.